AUGGAGGAAAACUUCGGAUAUCGGCUGCGCAUUAAAGCCUUGAAAAUGGCUAAAGACGGGAGCCGCUAUGUGGCUUUGGCCAUCUCGCCAGACAUAAUUGCAUGCACGGCGGCAGCACUGCCAUCAACGAAUUGCCUAAACCGAGCCAUCAGAAAAGGCCAGCAAUUUCUGGUUAAACGUAUGCUGCGGAGGCGUCCGAGCCUAAUAGAAUACCCCGCUUCGAACGGAUUCCUGCCACUUGCCAAUGCAAUUAUUGGGGGGGAGAUGUGCAUUAUUGACGUGCUGCUAUCGGCCGGCUGCAGCGUUCAUCUAGGAAAUCCAGCAAGUGGCCGAACACCGCUUCAUCUGGCUUUCUAUUACGGUCACUUGCCCUCCGCCCGCAUUUUGCUGAACAAGAAGGCGGACUUGGAGGCGACCGACACCAAUGGCAUGACCCCAGCGCACUGCGCCGUCGAUGGCAAUCAGUUGGAAAUGCUUAAAUUUGCUCUAGAGGCGGGGGCGAACGCGGAGGCCAGGGACAUCUGCGGCUGGACCCUUCUUAUGCGAGCAGUGAUUAUGGACGCUAGCUUGGCUCUCAUUAAAGCUCUUGUUACACAUGGCGCAGACCUGGCGGCUUUGGAUGCCGUGGGCAAAUCCUGCGCCGACUUGGCAAAACUUUAUCGCCGGCAGGAGGUAAAGGAUUACUUUGAAAAGGUGCAAAAGUUUAGGCUGGAAAAGUCUGCCGCAGACGCCCUGACAAAGCCUGGAAUGCAGUAACAACUCUCCCAAAAGAAGUUUCAGGGGUGACAGCGAAAAUAAAAAGGAGGCUUUUAUGGGGGCUCUAAGCAAUUAACAUAAAAACCAGAGAGAACACCGGG
Molecule: messenger RNA, 857 nt
Organism: Drosophila biarmipes
Lineage: Eukaryota; Metazoa; Arthropoda; Insecta; Diptera; Drosophilidae
Gene: flip
Product: ankyrin repeat and protein kinase domain-containing protein 1
Exons: 4
Coding region: 1-756 (251 amino acids)
Molecular function (GO): protein binding
Source: RefSeq, a predicted model, not a curated record